Plasmodium knowlesi strain H is the source of this 1554-nucleotide messenger RNA. RefSeq names its product zinc finger protein, putative. Gene Ontology annotation, molecular function: ubiquitin-protein transferase activity; nucleosome binding. The coding region runs from base 1 to 1554 and encodes 517 amino acids. Gene Ontology annotation, cellular component: site of double-strand break; nucleus. The record is from RefSeq and is a predicted model, not a curated record. NCBI's taxonomy places the organism in Eukaryota, Apicomplexa, Aconoidasida, Haemosporida, Plasmodiidae. The transcript has 4 exons. Gene Ontology annotation, biological process: double-strand break repair.
AUGAGCGUACUUUCCCUUUUUCACAUUGGCUCCCCGUUUUUACGGACCAAUUGCGUAGAAGAAAAAGAAAAAUACGAAAAUUUUAUUUGUUCCGUGUGCCUAGAUAUAUGUCAUACUCCAGUGGUGACUGCGUGCAAACACAUAUGUUGCUACAAAUGUUUGUACUAUUCCCUCCUACACAAGAGAAAAUGUCCCAUUUGCAAACAGGCCAUUAGAAAUAAUGAGUUGAAGAAAAUAUCGGGGAAGAGAAAAAGAGAGUAUGAACAAUUAAGAAUAAGGUGUAACUUAUGUAGCGAUGAGCUGAAAAUAAGAAAUUACGAAAAACAUUUAAAAUUUUGUAAGUACAAAAGGUGCAAAAAUUACAUGUUAGGAUGUGAUUAUUACGACAAAAGGAACAAAAUAAAAAUGCACGAAGAAGCAUGUGAGCAUAGAUUAAUACGAUGUUCAAGUUGUUACAAUUUAUUUUAUUAUAAAAAUCGCAUUUUCGUUUUAACUCUAAAGGAAAAAUAUGAACUUAACAUCAGGUGUACAUAUACAUAUUAUUCUUUUUACUACAACUUAUUAAUGAAUACAAAUUUUAAUUUUUUCAAUUACAAUAAGUAUAUAACGAAUAAGCAUUCUUCUUGUGAUAAUUAUUUAUCAAGGAAGUUGUCUGUUUUGGCAACCUUUCAGCGUACCCUUGAUCGUUUUGUGUGUAAAUCAUCUCCUGGACAGAGAAUCCCAACGGUAGAUGGAAGGAACUGGGUGCCCACUCAAAAUAAUAGUGGAGCGGCAAUCCAAUGCAAAAAUAAUAUCUUCAACGGGGCCAUUAGGGAUGAUCCAACUUUUUCCUACAGGGGAAGAGUCAUUCGUUCUUCUGUAUUGGAAGACGAAAGAAGUGAAAAUAAUUGCCAGAGCUUGCUAAAUUUCUCCCCUGAGUCCGCCAGGUUAACAGAUGAUAGAUCCGAGCCACGACACAGAACGAACCGUUUUGAUGAUAUCCACACGGGUGAAAGUGAAAGUGAAAGUGAAAGUGAGAACGAAGAGGAAGGAUCUAACCAGAGUGACAACGGGGGGGAGACAGACAAAUUGGACGAAAUGAGGAGCACCAGCCAACCCAGUAGCAGGAACUACUCAAAAGCCAGCCGCCGCGCUAAGCGGAAUAACCCAUCCAGUGGUGACAACGCUUGUAGUGAAGAAGAAUAUUUGAACAUACUGCCGCUGAGGAAAAAUUUCUGUUUCAAGGAUAAAAGCAGCAAGGAUAUCAUAAUCAUAAUAAAAGAGCUGUUUCAAUUUGAUCAUAUAGACAUGACUAAUUUAUGUGUUCACGAUAAUGAGAAUUUUUUUUUAUGCGAUAAAAAUUGUUUUAGGAGUACCAUUAAGAAUCUUAAAAGCCAAUUAGACCAGUCCCUUGUUCUCUUAUAUUUUUGUUGUUGCGUCGGUAUGCCUGCCAUGUUCACUCUUGGCUGUAUGAGCUACAUCACCACCAAGGGGCUAUUUAAAUUCUCCUUCUUGCUAGCCAGUACCUUCAUCAGUUUGUCACAGCGCCUUUUUUUUAAGUUUUUUGAGGGCUGA